AUGGGCGGACCAGGAGUUGGCUUUGAACUGCCAUCCAAGAAGGUCUCCUGGCUCAAGCGAGACGUCCUCCUAUUCAAUAUCAGCAUAGGAUGUACUGCCGACGAGCCUCAUUUUCUCUACGAAGGACACCCGAAGUUUGCCCCAUUUCCAACGUUACCCCUUGCACUGGCGUUCAAGGGUGACAGUCAGGAGGUGAUCGACUUCUACUCGGGCCAAACCAUCACGUCUAUCCCCGGGUGUCCCACCCUCGACCCUGUCCGCCUAGUCGACGGGCAACGACUUAUCAGAUUUCUCAAGCCUUUGCCUACCACGUCUGCCGGCAGGUCAUUCGAGCUGCGGGAGAAAGUGCUCGGUGUGUACGACAAGGGCAAGGCUGGGACGGUGGUCGAGACGGAGCAACGCCUAGUCGACGCCGAGACAGGAGAAGCCUAUACUCAGAUCAUAGGGAGUCUGUUCUACGUCGGCCAGGGCGGAUGGAACGGUCCACGAGGUCCCAAAGCUGCAGAUCUAUCGCCUCCGCGAGACAAAAGUCCUGAUGGAAGUUUCAUCAUACAUGUAUCUCCUCUGGCGGCGCAUCUUUACCGUCUGAACGGAGAUUACAAUCCGCUACAUGCCACCCCAGAGCCUGGUCGUUUGAUGGGAUAUGGCGGCAUCAUCGUCCAUGGCGUGACCGCCUAUCAAAUGGUAGCCCAUGUUUUGCUGAAAGAACUCUGUGGUAGUGAUCCCGCGAAUAUCAAAGAAUUUCAAGCCAAGUUCUCUGGGCCGGUCUGCCCAGGUGAUCAACUAAAGGUGGAUUACUGGAAGGUGGGAAGUGACGGAGAAGAAUGGGAAGAAAUCAGAUUCCUAACCACGGGGUUGCAUGAUCGAGAGGUACGGCUUCGUGAUGGUCGGGUGUUGCUCAGGACCCAACUCAGCAAAAAAGGGGAUGACGAAGCUGUGAUGCGUUGGAGGGAAGCACAUGCAUAG
This is a messenger RNA of Capronia coronata CBS 617.96, 966 nucleotides long. RefSeq lists its product as uncharacterized. Gene Ontology annotation, cellular component: peroxisome. The transcript has 4 exons. The record is from RefSeq and is a predicted model, not a curated record. Lineage: Eukaryota; Fungi; Ascomycota; Eurotiomycetes; Chaetothyriales; Herpotrichiellaceae. Bases 1 to 966 code for a protein of 321 amino acids.